ACUCCACCACCACCUCCAAUGAUCAUCUCUCCAUUGUUACCUUAUGCGCGCGCGCGAGCCACUUGGGCCCGACCCAACCGAGCUGACAAGCUGCCUGGUCAGCUCGCGCGCGUCCCGUCCCACCUGAAUCAACCUCACCUUUUGUCUGCUUGCGACGCCCAUCGCAGCAAAUCGACAUGGGCGAGAGACACGUACCCAGCUCGGCGCCGCAGUCCAUCUUCUCGUCGGGCCGAGUACGUGACGGGAACAGCAGUGGCGCCCCCGACUUGCGCCUCUUCCACUACAACGAUGUCUAUCACGUCGACCGGGCCAGCGCCGAGCCUGUUGGCGGGGCGGCGCGCUUCCUGACGCUCGUCAAGGAGUACCGCGAUGGGAAGCAAUUCGAGGGGCAGCCGAGGCUGUUGACCUUGUUUUCCGGCGACGCCUUCAACCCGAGCCUCGAGAGCAGCGUCACCAAGGGCCGCCACAUGGUUCCCGUAUUGAAUUCCAUUGGCACCGACUGUGCCUGCGUCGGGAACCACGACUACGACUUCGGCAUCAAGCAAUUCGAGCACCUCGCCAGCAAGUGCGACUUCCCCUGGCUGCUCGCCAACGUCCUGGACCCCGCCCUAGGCGACAACGUGCCCAUGGGCAACGCCAAGCGCACGCACAUGCUCACCACGUCCAACGGCAUCAAGGUCGGCCUCAUUGGCCUCGGCGAGCGCGAGUGGCUCGCCACCAUCAACAGCCUGCCGCCCAAUCUCAUUUACAAGUCGGCCAGCGCCACGGCCCGCGAGCUCGUGCCCCAGCUGCGCGCGCAGGGCGCCGACAUCGUGAUAUGCCUCAGCCACAUGCGCGAGCCCAACGACAACAAGCUCGCCGAGCAGACCGACGGCAUCAUGGACAUCAUCCUCGGCGGCCACGACCACUACUACAGCCACAGCUUCAUCAAGGGCACCCACGUGCUGCGCUCCGGCACCGACUUUAAGCAGCUGAGCUACAUCGAGGUGCGCCGCAAGGGCGACGGCGGCGGCUGGGACUUUGACAUUUGGCGGCGCGACGUCACCUCCGACGUGGCCGAGGAUGAGCACGCCGCCCAGCUCGUGCGCGAUUUGACGUCCAAGCUGCAGAGCUCGCUCUCGCGGCCGGCGGGGUGGACGGCCACGCCCCUCGAUGCGCGCUUCAGCACCGUGCGCACGCGCGAGUCCAAUAUCGGCAACUUUGUGUGCGACGUGAUGCGACGGUACCACAACGCUGACUGCGCCCUCAUGGCGUCGGGCACCAUCCGCGGCGACCAGAUCUACCCACCAGGUGCGGUGCGCAUCAAGGACAUUGUGACGUGCUUCCCGUUCGAGGACCCAGUGGUAUUGUUGCGCGUCAAGGGCCAGGCGAUAUGGGAUGCGCUCGAGAACUCCGUGUCGACGUAUCCGGCGCUGGAGGGCCGCUUCCCGCAGGUAUCGCGCAUCGAAUUCGAGUUUGACCCGCGCAAGGAGAGAGGCAAGAGGCUCAACUGGAUGAAGAUUGGGGGAGAGCCAUGUGAGCCGCAGCGAAAGUACACGCUGGCUACUAGAGGUUACAUGGGGCGUGGAAAGGAUGGCUACAUGAGCUUGCUGGUCGCCUCGGAGGGGGGCGAAGCCGAGGAGCUAGUGGACGAGGAGAACGGCAUCCUCAUCUCGACCAUGUUGCGGCAGUACUUUAUGGGUCUGCAGACGGUGGGCCGGUGGAAGAAGCUGCCGACGCACUGGGUCGGCGUCGCUGAGGAGGCGGACGUGCCCAAGUCGCCGUCGAGCCCUCGAACCGACAGAUCAGCCGCCGCCGCCGCUCUGCCGGCGCAAGCCCACAAAGAGGUCGAGUCAAGCAGUGAGCCCUGGCGCGAGUUCCUCCUGCGACGGCUGGGGCUGCGCAAGGAGCCCCUAGACGACGAUGAGGACGACCACUUUGACCCGCACCGGGACACCCCGAGCAGCGGCAGCGGCAGCGGCAGCGGCAACAGCAAUGGGGAGGAGAGCGACUCGACCGACGACAAGAUGGACGUGCAAAUCCUACUGAUGCGCAAGUUUUGGGCACGGUGGGCGGCGCGGGCGGGCGUCAAGUCGUGCGUGUGCGACUCUGCCCAAGGCGAUUGCACCGUCGACUGGACGAGGGUCAUUGCGCCGUGCGUCGAGGGCAGAAUCCGCAUGGUCGGAGGAGGCGACUCGUCACAGCCACAGCAAUAGUCUAACGAAGUCCAGUGGGCACGAAAUAGAUGGGUGUGGGCACACGGCAGCGUUUGCUCUAUUGUGAGUCUUUGUAUCCCUGGGUGCUAUGUACAUGUUGGACGGAUUCCGAGUCUCCCGCCGAUCUAUCUAUCCUCUUGCCGUGACGAGAGCUUCCUUCAUGCGACCUCCUGGCAUAUCUUACCUCACUGGGCGCACUUGCCACUGCGGCAGACGAGGCUAUCGGCACAGUCAUUUUCGUUGCCGCACGACGCGCCUGUGUCAUCGUCGUCAGUACUGCUACGGUAGGAGAUGUCGAGAAGGGGAGGAGGAGGAGGGACAAAAGGGGGCGGGCAGGCGGGAAAGACGACUUACCUUCGCAGUGACCCUCCCACGUGCAAGUGCUGCGCGACGCGCUGCACUUGCCGCCGGAGCAGACGAGAUUGUCGGAGCAGUCGUUGUCAGAACCGCAGGAGGCGCCUGAUGGUCGUGUUGCGGGCCGUUAGUAUUCAGCACGACAAGCAAGACAUGAAUCAACGACCCCUGGUCCGAGAGCGAUCUUCUUCUGCUUCACCACGCACGCAACGCAACGCACCUUUGCAGUGGCCCUUCCAGGAGCAGUCAUCCCCACCAGGGGGAUUCGUCGGUGGGUUGCCUCCGUCCCCGCCGAUGCGCUGGAUGAGCCUGUCGCCGAGCCCCUCGAUGCUGCGCUCAAACUCGUCGUAGCUCUGGGCGUUCCACUUGGCGCCGCGGGCCCCCGGCACGGCGUCCUUGCCGGGGAAGGCGAUGUAGAGGACGUCGUUGUCGUCGUGGCCGGCGUUGCCGUUGACGCCGCGGCCGAAGCAGGCGGUGGCGAGGGAGAUGGAGGCCUCGCCGACCAUGGGCUGGUCGCCGUCGUCGCCGUUGGUGUCGCCCCAGACGCCGUAGAUCUGCAGAACAGGAAAUACGUCAGCCGCAGGUUAGUGCCUAGGCUCUCCCGACAAGGGUCUGUUUGCUGAGGGCAGAGAGACGGAUACAGAGCGAGGGAUACAGAGCGAGGGGGGGUAAAGGGGUUGAGGGGUUCUCAGAGACAGGCAGGACGCACGAGCUUGUUGUUGCACACCACGGCCAUGACGCUCAGGGGCUCGACGCCGUACCGCCGGGGGUCAAACGUGCGCCACCCGGGCUUGGAGCCGUCGUUGCCGAAGACGACGUAGGGGUGGGCGUUUGCGUCGAGGUCGCGCUGGCCGGUGCCGUAGGAGGCGACGGUGUCCCGGAAGGACGUCUGCGACUGCGUGUCGCCCGAGGAGCCGCAGCGGCCGUCGUCGGCGGGGCCGCGCUGGAUGCCGUCGCAGUCAAUGUCCAUGUUGGCGAGCUGCCCGCCGCGGCCCUGCAGGUAGAUGACGUUGUGGUCUUGCGCGUGGUCGCCGCAGUAGUCAAAGUCUGGGG
Molecule: messenger RNA, 3602 nt
Organism: Purpureocillium takamizusanense
Lineage: Eukaryota; Fungi; Ascomycota; Sordariomycetes; Hypocreales; Ophiocordycipitaceae
Exons: 4
Coding region: 177-2195 (672 amino acids)
Biological process (GO): nucleotide catabolic process
Molecular function (GO): hydrolase activity
Source: RefSeq, a predicted model, not a curated record